AUGGAUGCACCUGCCAGCAGUUCCAGCUUGACUUGCCCCCUCUCUCAAGAGUGUCGUGGUGACAUUGGCUGGUGGUGCGGCGGAGGCAGUCUAGACUUCCAGGCCACCUCAGAACCCAGGCCCUCGGUCUUUCAACACUUCAUUAACACGGAAUUGAUUGGACAGCAACAUCUGACGGUUGCGGCCGUUCUUCUCUUGUUCUCCUCUUGCUUCUACGCUUCUACGUUUCUCCCCUCGCCUCCGCCUGGUGAAGCACCACUCAGUGUCAGGAGCGACGACAAGAUGCAGAGUGGCAUCCGUCGGCUCGGGUGCGCUGGGCCUUCUCCAGCUGUUGGUUGGUUCGCAGGCGUAGUGGCAAUGUGGUUUGCCUCAAACAACUCGACCACCUUACGCAGAGAUACUACUAAACCUAGCAUAGGCGAGGACAGGACGGGACGGGACAGGGCUGGGGCUGUCAUCCACGCUGCUGGAAAGACUCCAGUUCAAGGACAGAGAGAGAGAGAGCACUGUUUAACUCCAUCGUUUUGCAUUACUAGAGGAUUACCGCAGUACAUAUAG
This is a messenger RNA of Colletotrichum costaricense, 558 nucleotides long. RefSeq lists its product as uncharacterized. The coding region runs from base 1 to 558 and encodes 185 amino acids. The record is from RefSeq and is a predicted model, not a curated record. NCBI's taxonomy places the organism in Eukaryota, Fungi, Ascomycota, Sordariomycetes, Glomerellales, Glomerellaceae. The transcript has 3 exons.